AUGUUGUCAACCCGAAUGCGCCGGCCCGCGACGCAAUCCAUUCUUGCUUUACGCCCUCUCAGGACUCCGACGACUCGGCCAUUCAAUGCACAAUGGUCUCGAUUUGCGAGCAGUGGAUCACAGAAGCCAGGUCCAUCAUCGCAUUGGAUCCGCAAUUCUCUCGGAUUUGCAGUGACUGGAACUGCAGCUUUUCUGGGCUACUCAUACCUGGCUGAUGGGGGAAAGGAGCCCUGGUCAAAUACUCCGGAGGUUACGAAGAAGGCUGCCAUUGAUGUCAACGAUCUCCGAGUCGAUUUUGUGCAGGAAAAGCGAAGCUUGAAAAGUCCUGCUGUCUACACAUGGGGCUCAAACGUGUACCGUGUAGUGGAUCCAGGAUCCAAAGACACCGAUAUCAAGACUCCUCGGCGCUUCAAAUACUUUAAUGGUCAGGUGCUAAGAGAUCUCAAGAUCGAGGAAAAGGCUGGUGCGGCAAUCACCGAGAAUGGAGACCUGGUUCAGUGGGGUCAUGCUUUCUCGGAGUCAGAAUACCAGCCCACACCGACUCUCACGGGCAAGAACCUCAUCUCAGUCGUUCUGUCCGAAAGUCGAGUCAUUGCACUAUCCUCAGAUGGCACAGUAUACUCGUUGCCCACAUCUAAGAAUGAGCAGAACACCGGACCUAAGCCAAGACAAGGCUCUUGGAUUCCAUUCUGGGGCAGUCAGGCCAAUCUGAGCUAUCGUAUCUUGAGUCCAUCCUUGAAAUUGGGUGAAAAGGUCACUACAAUCAGCGGCGGGUUGGAACAUGUGCUUCUUCUCACAAAUUCUGGUCGAGUCUUCUCUGCAGCAUCAUCCACCGAUAACUAUCCUUCCCUUGGUCAACUUGGUGUGGCGGGACUUACCUGGUCCACCAGACCCAAGGGACCAGCAGACUCCUGCCAUGAAGUCACAGCGCUCAAGGGCGCCAAGAUUGUUCAGAUUGCCACUGGAGACUACCACUCGCUUGCACUGAGCAAAGAUGGUCGUGUGUUUGGCUUUGGCGAUAACUCAUUUGGUCAAUUGGGUGUGGAUUUCGAGCCCGGGAGGCCUUUCCAGGAUGCUCCCUUCGCUUUGAAGGUGGGAAAACUCUAUAAAAGGGAUCUAUACUUGACCAAGGCUACCAGCAUUGCUGCCGGUGGCGCCAACACCUUCUUCACCGUUGAUGCUAAACGCGUUUUGGGUCCUGAGGAAGAGGCCGCUGAUGUUCGUGAUCUGGGCAAUGUCACUGCUGACACGUGGUCGUGUGGCAGAGGAAUCUGGGGCACUCUCGGCAAUGGCAAAUGGAUUCAUCUACAGGAUUCUCCCACUAAGGUGAAAUCUUUGAGUGGUAUGAACGAAUAUGACGAGAAGACCAACCAAGUGACCCCUAUCCGAAUUCGGGCCAUGUCUGUUGGCACAACACAUGUCUCUGCUAUCUUGGACAACAAGACUAGCGUCAGCAAAAACACCAAGGACUCCUUGGAUCAAUCUAAAGAUUGGGGCUAUGACGCACUCUGGUGGGGAGGCAACGAGCACUUCCAGCUGGGAACAGGAAAGCGAAGCAACCAGUCCAAACCUACCCACAUCAAUGCACCACCCGAGAAUAAGAAGACCCAGGCUGAAGCGCGAUUGCAGAUUAUGCCUCGUCAUAAGGGCAAGGUUGGGAAGCGCAAUGUGAACAUGGAACAGCGUGUUGAAUGUGGCCGCCAUGUCUCUGCCAUUUACUCUGCAGUGUAA
Penicillium paradoxum is the source of this 1731-nucleotide messenger RNA. RefSeq names its product RCC1 domain-containing protein. The record is from RefSeq and is a predicted model, not a curated record. The coding region runs from base 1 to 1731 and encodes 576 amino acids. NCBI's taxonomy places the organism in Eukaryota, Fungi, Ascomycota, Eurotiomycetes, Eurotiales, Aspergillaceae. The transcript has a single exon. Gene Ontology annotation, biological process: mitochondrial respiratory chain complex III assembly. Gene Ontology annotation, cellular component: mitochondrial inner membrane.